ACCCUUCUAGACGAAACCACGAGAAUGCCCCCGGAACAAACAGCUCACAACACACCCACCGGCCACCGUGGACAUUUAAGUAACUUCACCAUCCAAAGAACGCUAUUUGUAUUCCAUCCCACCAUCUUGGACCAACCAAUUAAGAAACCUUAAUCCUAAUCUCCCCCGAAAAUUGGGGUUUAGGGAUUAGGGAUUAGGGGCGCUGCAAGCCAUGGCGUGGAGCGUUUGCAUCAACGAAAUCCUGACGGACGACGAGCUGCGAGCGAUUCUGGGGAGGCUGGGGAGCGAUAAGGACAAGGAGGCGUUCGGUCUGGUCUGCAAGAAAUGGCUGUACCUGCAGAGCACCGAGAGGAAGAAGCUGGCAGCGCGUGCCGGGCCCCACAUGCUCCGCAAGAUGGCUGCCAGGUUCUCCAGGGUCGUGGAGCUCGACCUCUCUCAGUCGGUUUCCAGGUCAUUUUAUCCUGGGGUUACCGACUCCGAUCUCCGCGUUAUUGCCGAUGGGUUUAGGUGCCUCAGAGUGCUCUAUUUGCAGAAUUGCAAGGGGUUUCCUUUGUUAUUGUUCUUUGCAGGAAUUACUGAUGCUGGCAUGGUUGAAAUUGGACGCGGUCUUUCUUCCCUACAAUGCUUGGAUGUAUCCUAUUGCAGGAAGUUAACUGACAAGGGAUUGUCAGCUGUUGCUGAGGGCUGUUGUGACCUACGAAACCUACAUCUUGCUGGCUGCAGAUUUGUUACAGACAAAUUAUUACAUGCUCUUUCCAAAAACUGUCAUAAUCUGGAAGAGUUGGGGCUGCAGGGAUGCACCAAUAUAACCGAUUCUGGACUCACAGCUCUUGUAAAUGGGUGUCGACGGAUCAAAUUUUUGGACAUCAAUAAAUGCAGCAAUGUUGGAGAUAGUGGGGUUUCAAGUGUUUCCGAGGCUUGCUCUUCUCUUAAGACGCUUAAGUUGUUGGAUUGCUACAGAAUUGGGGAUGAGUCUAUAUUGUCCUUGGCAAGAUUCUGCAAAAAUCUUGAGACUCUAAUUGUAGGUGGCUGCCGAGACAUCUCUGAUGAGUCUUUAAAAUCACUUGCUGCUGCUUGUAAAAAUAGUCUGAAGAACUUGCGGAUGGAUUGGUGUUUAAAUGUGUCUGAUUCUUCAUUGAGAUGCAUCCUCAGUCAGUGCAGAAACCUAGAGGCUCUCGACAUCGGGUGUUGUGAGGAGGUGACAGAUGCUGCUUUUGAGGGUUUAGGCACUAGAGAAAUUGAGUCGGGUUUGAAGGUUUUGAAGGUUAGUAACUGUCCAAAGAUUACAGUGGCCGGAGUAGGUGUGCUUUUGGACAAAUGCAACUCUCUGGAAUAUCUGGAUGUGAGGUCAUGCCCACAUAUUACGAAGGCGGGUUGUGAUGGGGCUGGAUUGCAAUUUCCUGCAUGCUGUAAAGUGAACUUUGCAGGGAGUUUAUCUGAACCUGAUGUUUUGGUUUAGGAGCCUUCAUUUGAACAGUUUGGCAUCCUGGAAAAAUUCUUCCCUUUAAAGCUCUCACACAGCAACCACUGCUUCUGAAAGCUUGACGGGUUACUGCAACUGGUGAAGGGUUAAUCCUACAAUUAUUCCUGCUCAUCUCCCUCAGAUUUUACAUGUAUGUGUUGCGUGUACAUUGUCUUCUUCCCCGCCUCUUCUUUGAACUAUGAAAUAAUGUAGUAAUUUGUUCCCUGGCCAGGAUUGGAUAUUGGCCUAAUAAUAUAAUUAUGAGCUGUUGCAAACAAUUA
Corylus avellana is the source of this 1743-nucleotide messenger RNA. RefSeq names its product RNI-like superfamily protein. Gene Ontology annotation, biological process: SCF-dependent proteasomal ubiquitin-dependent protein catabolic process. Gene Ontology annotation, molecular function: protein binding. The record is from RefSeq and is a predicted model, not a curated record. Gene Ontology annotation, cellular component: SCF ubiquitin ligase complex. Lineage: Eukaryota; Viridiplantae; Streptophyta; Magnoliopsida; Fagales; Betulaceae.